This is a messenger RNA of Paralichthys olivaceus (Japanese flounder), 616 nucleotides long. Lineage: Eukaryota; Metazoa; Chordata; Actinopteri; Pleuronectiformes; Paralichthyidae. The record is from RefSeq and is a predicted model, not a curated record.
GUUCGUCUCGGCCUUCAAACAGUCACCUCGCCGUGAGGAUGACAUCAGCAUUGUCACCGCGGCGAUGAGUGUCACCUUUGCUCCUGGAACUAACAUUGUCCAGGACCUGAGGCUGAGCUAUGGCGGCAUGGCGGCGACCACAGUGCUGGCUACUAAGACAGCAAACAGCCUUCUGGGAAGGUGCUGGGAGGAGGAGCUUCUUCAGGUGGCCUGCUCCUCACUGGCUGAGGAGAUGACCCUCGACGCCUCUGUACCAGGCGGCAUGGUGACGUACCGGCGAACUCUGACCCUCAGCCUCUUCUACAAGUUCUACCUGACGGUGCUGCAGAAGCUCCGGCAGCAGGGUGUGAAUGUGGACGAGGUUCGUUCAGACUUUGUGAGCGCCACCGAGAUUUAUCACCCAGAGACGCCAUCUAGUGUUCAGAUCUACCAGGCGGUGCCAGAGGGGCAGAGUCAGGACAAUGUGGUGGGCCGUCCCGUGAUGCACCUGUCGGCCAUGAAGCAGGCGACAGGUGAAGCGGUUUACUGCGACGAUGUGCCGCUGUACGAGAACGAGCUUUACCUGUCACUCAUCACCAGCAGCAAAGCUCACGCUCGCAUCAUGUGAGUGUGUAAC